Molecule: messenger RNA, 3067 nt
Organism: Sphaerodactylus townsendi
Lineage: Eukaryota; Metazoa; Chordata; Lepidosauria; Squamata; Sphaerodactylidae
Product: cytochrome P450 4B1-like
Exons: 12
Coding region: 42-1559 (505 amino acids)
Molecular function (GO): iron ion binding; monooxygenase activity; heme binding
Source: RefSeq, a predicted model, not a curated record
UUCUUCAGAAUUUCACAGGCUUAAUCAUCAUAACAGAGAAAAUGUCAGGUAUUCCUUACCAUCUCUUGCUCCUGUGUCUUGGGUUCUCUUUUGCUUAUGUGCUGAUGAAAGUCAUCCAAUUGUAUUACAAGAAACAAGCACAUCUUAAGGCUCUGGAGAGUUUCCCAGGUCCUCCACCCCACUGGCUGUAUGGUAACAUCCCCCAGAUCACCAGCCACAGAGAAGAAUUAAACAUUAUGUUGAAUUGGGCUGAGAAAUACCCCUAUGCUUAUCCACGAUGGUUUGGGGGAUUUUUAUGUUUCUUAAUCGUCAAUCAUCCUGACUAUGCCAAAGCAAUCUUUGGCAGAGGAGAUCCCAAGGCUAGAAUUAACUAUGAGAGUUUAACUCCUUGGAUUGGGAAAGGUUUGCUUAUCCUAAAUGGACCCAAAUGGCACCAGCACAGGCGGUUGCUGACACCUGCCUUCCACUAUGAUAUUCUGAAGCCUUAUGUGGCAAAGAUUGCAGACUCAACCAAGGUGAUGCUGGAUAAAUGGGAAAAGCUGAUCGCUCAGAAUCCCACAAAAUCUCUGGAGAUGUUUGAGCAUAUUAGUUUAAUGACUCUGGACAGCAUAAUGAAAUGUGCAUUCAGUUACAAGAGCAACUGCCAGACUGAAAGAGAGCUCAAUUAUUAUGUUAAAGCUGUAUCAGAUCUGACUUACUUAGCAUUUAAGAGAAUCACUUCAGGAUCAUUUCGAAGUGAUCUGCUCUAUCUAUGUACUUCAUCUGGGCGUCGCUUUAAGGAAGCUUGUAUGCUGGCACAUCUUCAUACAGAAAAAGUAAUUGAAGAGCGGAAAAAAUCUCUCCAGAAUGAAAGAGAGCUUGAAAAGAUCCAGCAGAAGCGACACUUGGAUUUUUUGGACAUUCUUCUUUGUGCCAAGGAUGAAAAUGGAGUUGGUUUGUCUGAUGAAGACCUCCGUGCUGAGGUGGACACGUUCAUGUUUGAGGGCCAUGAUACUACAGCUAGUGGGAUCUCCUGGCUCUUAUAUUCCAUGGCUCAGCAACCUGAACAUCAAGAGAGAUGCAGGGAAGAAAUCAAGGACAUUCUGGAGGAUCGUGAAGACAUUCAAUGGGAUGAUCUUAGUAAGAUGACAUACAUUACCAUGUGCAUUAAGGAAAGUCUACGCCUGUAUCCUCCAGUUCCAGGAGUGUCCCGACAGAUGAGCAAACCUAUCACUUUUUUUGAUGGACGCACUUUGCCUAAAGACUCUAUGGUUGCAAUCAGCAUUCACAGUAUUCAUAGAAAUCCAACUGUAUGGAAAGAUCCGGAGAUUUUUGAUCCUACAAGGUUUUCAGCAGAAAACUCAUCACGAAGGCAUCCUCAUGCAUUCAUUCCAUUUGCAGCUGGAUCAAGGAAUUGCAUUGGGCAGCAGUUUGCUAUGAAUGAGAUGAAAAUAGCUCUUGCUCUGAUCCUGCUUCACUUUGAAAUCUUUCCUGACCCAGCAAAUCCACCCUUUCCUGUCCCUCAGCUUGUCCUCAAAUCUGAAACUGGGAUACACCUAUUCUUAAAGAAACUCAAAUAAGAAACAGAGAAUUUUAUAUGAAGAAGGUCCUGUCAAAGCUGAAUGUCAGUGCCCAUUUCUGAAGAGAACUCUUGGACUUCUGCUGUUAUUUCUACUGCUGAUAGUUCUGCUGUAUAAGAACAUAAGAACAUAAGAACAUAACAUAUACUGAACAGGGCCACCCUCACUCCCACCCCUACCCCAGUCCAGACUCUAGGGCUGCGGGAGAGGUUGGAUUCGGUAUCUUGCUAUGUACCAUGGAGAUGAGCAGGGGGAUAUAUAGUGUUGGGAGGCAGAAAAAAUUGAUCAAAAGAAGGAGCAUUAGAUGCAUUAAACCUUCUGGUCUAGCUACCUCCCGGCAGAAUUUGAGGUGCCUGUCAGCUGUGGUGCUACUCUUGAAUGCCAGGUCAGUCCAAAGUAUAACAUCUCCCAUUCAUGACUUGAUCCUGGAUGAGGGGGAUGACCUGGCAUAUAUUACUGAGACCUGGCUGGGAGAUCUGGGAGGACUGAUUUUGUCCAGCUCUGCCCCCCAGAUUACUUGGUAUAGCACUGUUCCAGACCAAUGGAGAGGGGAAGGGGGAUUGCUGGUUUGCCAACUCAAGCCCCUUAUGGAAAGAGAUGAUCUGGCUACAGUAAUCCACACUCUAGUAAUCUCCAGAUUGGACUAUUGCAAUACACUUUACAUGGGGCUGUCCUUAAAGAUGGUUCAGAAGAUGCAGAUAGUGCAGAAUGUGAGAGCAAGAUUGUUAAUGGGCACUGCUGGCUGGACACAUAUGAUAUCAUGGUGGUCUUAGAAGAACUUAACUGGCUGAGUCCACUUCAAUAUAUUAUCUUUGACUUAUAAAACCUGAAAUUGCUUUGGCCCCAAAUAUAUAAAGGAACACCUUCUUCCAUAUCUGACUGCCUAUGCCCUAAGAUCAGUAGAGAAAGCCUUUCUGGUGGUACCACCACCAGCAUCAGUAGUAAAAAAAAGUAGUGACUCAAGAUAGGGCUUUUUCAGUACUGGCCCUGAAAUUUCCCCUGUAAGUUGCACAAAGCAAUCUUCUUGAUAUGUAUUCAGAAAAUUAUUAACUACAAACCUAUUUUCCCUGGCCUUUAGCUGUAGCAAUAGUUUCCCUCUUUCGUAAUAUCAAUUUUUAAACAGGCUUUAUGCAUUUUAACAGGUUUUAUACAUUUUAAAUAGGUUUGAUUGUUACAUGUUGUAAUUGCUUUUACAUUGUAUUGGAUUUUAUUACUUUUAUCACAUGUUGUAACCUGCCCAGGGAGCACCAGGCAUAGGGUUGGAUAAAAAUACAUACAUAUAUACAUACAUAAAAAUAAAUAAAUGGCUCAGAGCUAAUUAGCAGGAUUAAGGAAGAUGCCAGUUGCUGUGGGUCUCCAGAUGAAAGUCAGAGGUGCAGAUGGAGAUUGAGACUGGCCUUAAAGGAGAGGUGCCACUCAGCAAGAUUGCAGGCUAGACAUUACCCAGAGUCUUUGCAGGAGUAGUCCCAGGCAAGUAGCUUUGAUGAAUAAAAAAUCUUUGGCAAGAA